GCCGCCCGGGCCGAGCGGGAGGAACGCGGGGGCAGAGCCGCCCGGGCCGAGCGGGAGGAACGCGGGGGCACAGCCGCCCGGGCCGAGCGGGAGGAACGCGGGGGCACAGCCGCCCGGGCCGAGCGGGAGGAACGCGGCGGGAGAGCCGCCCGGGCCGAGCGGGAGCGGGACCAGAGCAGGGGCGGGGAUGGGCUUGAAGCUGCGCGGGGCCGCGCGCGUGCGUGAGAUGACGUCAAGGGCAAGCCCCGCCUCGGCGAGGGGAGGAGCCAGCGAGCGGGCGCAGCGAGGGGCGGGACUUAAGGAGGAGGCGCGGGAGGAUUCAGCGGUGGUGGAGGGUGAGGGGCCGGCGCGGCCUUAAGGCGGUGACACGUGCGCAGGCUGGCGGAGGCCCGGAUGGUGAGUGCUGCCGGGAUGUACCGGGAUGUACUGGGAGCGGGGAACGGGACGGACCAGGACUGGGAUCGGGAUCGGGACCGGGACCGGGACCGGGACCUGCGCUCAGCCGGGGCCGCCGGGCCCCGCCAUGGCGGUCACAGCGAAGCUGAAGGAUCUGCUGAAUGUGCGGCGGGACGAGGCCGGGGAGCUGGGCCGGCUGCUGACCGCCUCGGCCAAGAAGGUGCUGCUGCAGAAGAUCGAGUUCGAGCCCGCCAGCCACGGCUUCUCCGGCCAGCUGGAGCUGCUGCGGGGCAAGUACCUGCUGCUCAGCCCCCGCACCGAGCCCGCCGAGCAGCCCCGCGGCGCUGAGGAGCGACAGCCGGCCAAGCAGGGCAGCGACCGGACCCCGGGGCGCCACGGGGACGGCGUCCCUGCGCCCCAGAAGGUGCUGUUCCCUGCAGAGCGCCUCGCCAUGAACUGGCAGCAUAUCUACCGGGUCGGUGCCGGGCUGCUCAACCUGGGAAACACCUGUUUCCUCAACGCCACCCUGCAGUGCCUCACAUACACGCCACCGCUCGCCAACUACCUGCUGUCCAAGGAGCACAGCCGCACCUGUCACCAAAGCGGCUUCUGCAUGAUGUGCGUCAUGCAGAACCACGUCACGCAGGCGUUCGCGAACAGUGGCAAUGCGAUAAAGCCCGUGUCCUUCGUCCGAAACCUCAAGAGGAUUGCCCCGCACAUCCGCUUCGGCAGGCAGGAGGACGCACACGAGUUCCUCCGUUUCACCAUCGAUGCCAUGCAGAAGGCCUGCCUGCGCGACCAUGCCAGGUCGGAUCGCCAGACCCAAGCCACUACCCUGAUCCACCAGAUCUUCGGCGGUUACCUGCAGUCCCGCGUGAAGUGCUCGGUGUGCAGGGGCGUCUCGGACACCUUUGACCCCUGCCUGGACGUGGCUCUGGAGAUCACGCAAGCCGCAAACAUAGUGCGGGCGCUGGAGCUGUUCGUGCGGCCAGACCUGCUGGGCGGAGCGAACGCCUACAUGUGUGCCAGAUGCAAGAAGAAAGUGUCAGCAACCAAACGCUUCACCAUCCACCGGGCGCCCAACGUUCUCACGCUUGCUCUGAAGCGUUUUGCCGGCUUCACAGGAGGCAAGAUCACAAAGGACGUGGGCUACCCUGAGCUCCUGAACAUCCGCCCGUACAUGUCCCAGACCAGCGGGGAUCCGGUCAUGUACGGGCUCUACGCGGUGCUGGUGCACUCGGGGUUCAGCAGCCACGCAGGACACUACUACUGCUACGUGAAGGCCAGCAACGGGCAGUGGUACCAAAUGAAUGACAACGUGGUCCGCCCCAGUAACGUCAAGGUGGUCCUUAACCAGCAGGCGUAUGUGCUGUUCUACGUCAGGAUCCCCAGCCCGCGGAAGAGCUCAGAGGGGCCCGUUGCCAGAGCUGACUCUGGCUGCGUCAGCAGCAUCCCUGGCCAUGUCAAGAAGACUGUCACCAACAGGCCCCUGGCUUCACUGGUGACGGGCCAGACACCAGACACACUACCAAGGAAGAAGCUGCCAGGGCCAGAAGUGGUCGGAGUCCCUGUGGCCCGCAGCACGUUUGGGACAGGGCCGAAGCUGCCGAAUGGAACUGCUCUGCCCAAGCUGCCCUCUGGGUCACUAUCACCCCCGCUGGCCCCGAAUGCCACCCACGCGGCCGCAGCAUUUCCCAGUGAUGCAGCCCAGAGGCCCAAGAAGCUGCUCUCCUCACAGCCGUCACCCGCGCCCAGAGCGGUUCCGGGAUUUUGCAGCCCCAGUAACACCAAUGGAGCCAAAGCGCAGGGUCCCCAGAAGCGCUGCUGGGAGCCCAGGCCCCUGCCCGCCUCCCCCAGGCUGCCGGAGCCCAUCCCCGGCCAGGAGCCGUGGGGCAGCAGGGAGAACACCGGGACACCGGGAAGGGGCCCUGGCGGCAGCGCUGCUGCCAGCGCGGUGCUCGGCACAGCGGGGAAGCUGCCCAAGGUGUCUCGGAAGAGCAAAGGUGGAACCAGCAGCUCCUCUGCCUCUGAGGACACAGACCGUGGCACCGACUCCUGUGCUGGCUCCGGCACCGAGCCAGCUGUCCCUGAAGGAAUCAAGCUGGCAAAGCUGAAAUCCUUCCCGUCGGCUGCACCGCAGCCCAGCAGCACCACGUCACCACCACCGACCAAGAAGCUGGCGCUGUCCCACAAAAAGGGCAGCACCCCGGGGAAGGAGAGCAGAAGUGACCGCUGUGCACAGCCUCACCCAGAGCUUGCUGGCCAGCCCUGCCCCACGAACACCGCCCGCCCCAGCUCCGCUCUGGCGCAUUUUGGCCAGUCGAGGUUGUCCCCAGCUGCUCUCCAUCUGCCCAGACCUGAGGAGCCAGCCUUCAGCUUCGUGCUCGACUCAGCCCCUCAGCUCGCAGCCUGCCCCCUCACCAACGGCUCCCCUGCCCCCACUUCGCACCAUCUUCCUCCCCGCAGCGGGGAGAAGGGGCCGGGGCAGGCCAGCCCUGGCUCCCGCAAAAAGGAGCGUCAAAAACAGCGGCGUGGGGCAGAGAGCAGCCCUCGUGUUCCGGCUGGGAAGGGCAAGGACGGAGCCUCCAGCCCCCCCAGGAAGAAGAAACACUUGGCUCAGGGGGGCUCGGUGUCCCCUGGGGGGAAGGCGGUGGCAGACAAGGGUCCCAGCGGUGACCAGGAGGCACCGGGCUGUGGGGACACGGAGAGCAGGCCCAGGCCACAGGGGUCAGACCCCGGUGUUUGCCUGGAUGCGGGCCCCAUCUCCCACCAUAAGAAAAAGAAGAGGAGGAGGAGGAGGAUGAAGGAGGUGGAAGAGCGCUGCUCCGGAAUGCUGUCCUCGGGCAGCUCGAGGAGGGCUGAGCCGGAGCCUGGGAGCCCAGAGGAGCGGUGGAGCCUGGAGGCUGGGGCUGGAGAGCGGCAGCACCGCAAGCGCAAGCGCCGGCAGAGCCUUGGCAGCCCAGCCUCGAAGCAGCCGGCUACCAACACACACGUCGACGCCCCAGCAGCAGCUGGAGCCGGGUUUGGGCACCGUCCAGCUGCCCCGAGCCCUGAGCCUGGCCACGGGGCCAGCACAGCUCCCGGGAAGCACGGGGAGCUCAGCGUGGUUGAGGAGCUGCUCCGGAACUCCCUGGACAAGGCUUACGGCAAACAAGUGCUGACCUGGGACGGGGAGAGCUCGGCCGUCAGCCAGGACGCCGUGCGGGACGCAGCGUGGGCCCGUAGUGAGACCGUCCUUGACGAGUGGGACCAGGAAUUUGACAGAGGGAAGGUGGGUGCUGGCCAUGGCCUGGGCUGGGGGCACGCAGGACUCUCUGCUCUGACCCAGGAGCCUUCCUGCCUCUCACAGGUGAAGAAGAUCAAAAAAAGGAAGCGGGAGCGGGGCAGACACUUCAACCCCUUCCAGCAGCUGCAGAACCAACGCAACUUCUGGUCAGCCAGCCUGAGCCACCGGCUCUGA
Molecule: messenger RNA, 3856 nt
Organism: Columba livia (rock pigeon)
Lineage: Eukaryota; Metazoa; Chordata; Aves; Columbiformes; Columbidae
Gene: USP36
Product: ubiquitin specific peptidase 36
Exons: 18
Coding region: 422-3856 (1144 amino acids)
Biological process (GO): regulation of apoptotic process; protein deubiquitination
Cellular component (GO): cytosol; nucleus
Molecular function (GO): cysteine-type deubiquitinase activity
Source: RefSeq, a predicted model, not a curated record